AUGGGCCCCCAGUGGAUUGACCACAUCUGCAAGGAAUUCCGAGAAGCAUCGAAGAAGGAGUAUACAACGAAUCGCGAAAAGGAGGAUCACCUCAUGAAGCUGCUUGACGACGGUUGGUCCGAAGUAAAGAAGACCUUUGAAACAGCACGGGACAAACGAAAGAUCACAUCCUGGUCAAUACUGGUGAGCGAGACUCUAACCGAUGCGAUGGUGUCCACCGAGAAGCACCAUACACUCCUGGACUACGCGAUCGUUGUUUGUCAUUGCUCUACUGUAUUGAAGUUCCUUAGGAGCGUGUGGAAGGGACUUAAAGGUCUGGAGCCAGCAGAUAUAGACCUUCAAGUGUUCUAUCUAGAGAGGGACGUUGAGUUUCAUCAUGCGAGUUUGCGACUGGGAAGAUACAAACUCGAACCUUGGGGGUUGAAAGACGAUUAUAAGAAGGCAGAGAACAGUCCUCCUUCCACCUGGGAAUAG
Exophiala spinifera is the source of this 474-nucleotide messenger RNA. RefSeq lists its product as uncharacterized. The transcript has a single exon. Bases 1 to 474 code for a protein of 157 amino acids. Lineage: Eukaryota; Fungi; Ascomycota; Eurotiomycetes; Chaetothyriales; Herpotrichiellaceae. The record is from RefSeq and is a predicted model, not a curated record.